This is a messenger RNA of Carlito syrichta (Philippine tarsier), 936 nucleotides long. Its product is annotated as olfactory receptor 52E2-like. Gene Ontology annotation, biological process: G protein-coupled receptor signaling pathway. The record is from RefSeq and is a predicted model, not a curated record. The transcript has a single exon. NCBI's taxonomy places the organism in Eukaryota, Metazoa, Chordata, Mammalia, Primates, Tarsiidae. Gene Ontology annotation, cellular component: membrane. Gene Ontology annotation, molecular function: G protein-coupled receptor activity; olfactory receptor activity. The coding region runs from base 1 to 936 and encodes 311 amino acids.
AUGUUCCUUCCCAAUGACACCCAGUUUCAUCCUUCUUCCUUCUUAUUGCUGGGAAUCCCAGGACUAGAAACACUUCACAUCUGGAUCGGCUUUCCCUUUUGUGCUGUGUACAUGGUUGCACUCACAGGAAACUUUACUAUUCUCUUGGCAAUCAAGACUGACAGCAGCUUACAUCAACCCAUGUUCUACUUCUUGGCCCUUUUGGCUACCAUUGACUUGGGCCUCUCAACAGCUACCAUCCCUAAAAUGCUUGGGAUCUUCUGGUUUAGCUUCAGAGAGAUCACCUUUGAAGCCUGCCUCACCCAGAUGUUUUUCAUCCACAACUUCACUGGCAUGGAGUCAGCAGUCCUCCUGGCAAUGGCAUAUGACCGUUAUGUGGCCAUCUGCAACCCACUCAGAUAUAGCACCAUCUUCACCAACAAGGUUGUUUCUGUGAUCGGUCUUGGUGUGGUAGUGAGGUCAUUUAUUUCUGUUAUUCCAUUCGUAUUCCUCAUUUUGAGAUUGCCCUUCUGUGGGAAUUAUGUCAUUCCCCACACAUACUGUGAGCAUAUGGGUCUUGCUCGUCUGUCUUGUGCCAGUAUCAAGAUCAAUAUCAUCUAUGGCUUGGGUGCUAUUUCAAUCCUAGUGUUUGACAUUAUAGCCAUUGCUCUUUCUUACAUCCAGAUACUUUGUGCUGUUUUCCGUCUUCCUUCUCGUGAAGCCCGACUCAAGUCCCUCAGCACAUGUGGUUCCCACGUUUGUGUAAUCCUUGCCUUCUAUACACCAGCCCUCUUUUCCUUUAUGACACAUUGCUUUGACCGAAAUGUGCCCCGCUAUAUACAUAUACUUAUGGCCAAUCUUUAUGUUGUAGUGCCACCAAUGCUCAAUCCUAUCAUAUACGGAGUCAGAACCAAGCAGAUCUAUGACCGUGUGAAGAAAAUAUUAUUACAAAAAUAA